UUCAGCACAAAUCCAAACCCACAGCCCCAUACCAGCUAUCAUGAAGAAAAUUGCCCUAGCUAAAACGAGCACACCAAGGUAGGGUACUAGAUAUCACUGCCUAGAUAGGUACUAGAUGACGUUGCAGGAGCAAGGUCCACCAGCGAUGUGCUGUGUUGUGCUUGAUAUCCUUCUCGUGAAGAUACUGCUUGAGUGCAGUAAUGUUUUCAAUUAUUUUCACCAGUUAUGAUUUUUUUCUAAUGUAAAUGAAGAAAUUGGAAAUACUGCCUGAAGGAAACCUUCAUAUGAAAAACAUCUUUGUUACUCAGUUUCUGCUAGAGGAGUAAGGAAAAACUUUGCUAGAGGAUUUGCUUUGAAUAACGCUUCUGAAGAAGACAAGCUCUAAGAAAAACAUAGCUUAUUUUUUCCAUAGUGUGCUCAGUACACAUUAUAAUGUAUCCAACAAGAAGAAUGGGUAACAAACAAAAAAGCAAAAGAAAAAGGAAGGAAGAAAAGAGUCGAGAAAUGUCUGCCAAUUUAAAAUACCUUUCCUUGGGCAUCCUGGUUUUUCAGACCACAAGUUUAGUCUUGACCAUGCGUUAUUCUCGGACGCUGAAAGAAGAAGGACCUCGUUACUUAUCCUCCACUGCCGUAGUUAUUGCUGAACUUCUGAAGAUUUUGGCCUGUGUUCUCUUGGUCUACAAAGACAGCAAGUGCAAUUUACGGACUCUGAACAGAGUGCUACAUGACGAAAUCCUUAAUAAACCCAUGGAAACUCUUAAACUUGCUAUUCCUUCAGGAAUUUAUACUCUUCAGAAUAACUUGCUGUAUGUAGCAUUGUCGAACCUAGACGCAGCCACAUACCAGGUUACGUAUCAACUGAAAAUUCUUACCACGGCAUUGUUUUCUGUGUCCAUGUUGAGCAAGAAGUUAGGUGUAUACCAGUGGCUUUCAUUAGUAAUAUUGAUGACAGGAGUGGCAUUUGUGCAGUGGCCUUCAGACUCUCAAGUACCAGCUGCUAAGGAGCAUUCGGCAGGAUCUCAGUUAGUGGGCCUGAUGGCAGUUCUGAUAGCUUGCUUUUCCAGUGGAUUUGCUGGCGUUUAUUUUGAGAAAAUCUUAAAGGAAACCAAGCAGUCUGUGUGGAUCAGAAACAUUCAGCUUGGAUUUUUUGGUAGCAUAUUUGGACUGAUGGGUGUAUACAUUUAUGAUGGAGAACAACUGUCAAAGAAUGGAUUUUUUCAAGGAUACAAUAAACUUACUUGGGUAGUUGUUGUUCUACAGGCACUUGGAGGGCUGGUGAUUGCUGCUGUUAUAAAAUAUGCAGACAACAUUUUAAAGGGAUUUGCAACUUCUCUCUCUAUUAUUCUAUCAACAUUGAUUUCCUAUUUCUGGCUGCAAGAUUUUGUCCCUACAAGUGUCUUUUUCUUUGGAGCUGUCCUUGUAAUAGCAGCUACUUUCCUAUACGGUUAUGAUCCCAAACCUGCAGGAAAUCCCAUUAAGGCAUAGCACACUUCCUCAUCAACCUGCUUCUCAAGAUCAUGCACUGGGGGCCUUGCUAACAAUGGCAUGUGGAAAGUGUCGUUGUGCACUGCAAGGAAAGGAUUCCUACCCUGAAUCUAUUGAAGAAAUGCUUAUGAGUAGUUUCGAACAGCCAGAAGGGUUGAAGGUGAUGAUACUGUCUGUAACUGACGAGAGGAAAAAGAAAAAGGCAGGGGAUUUUCCAGUGCAACUUGCUAAUAAAAACUUGAACAAAAAGUUUCCAAGCAACUGCAAUUAGGAAUGUUUACAGCUUUGACUGGGAUUGCAUCAAAAGAAUUUACUGUACUGACUGCUGCAGAAAUCCGUCCUAUGCACUCUUUGAAAGAGCACAUGACAACAUUGUCAGAUUGUAUGGGUUUGCAAUUUGACUGUAUUUAAUCUUAGUAAAUAUGGUUUUUAACUGUUUGUCUAGCUACAUGAAAUCAGAUGAAUACACAUCAUAGUUCUAAAGUGAUGGCUCUAAUUAGGUAUUCCUAUUAAAACUGUGAAGAUUGCAGUAUGAUCGAAAGACACUUUCAUAAGAUCAAAUAUUUUUAUAUUUUUAGAAGGCUGAUUUAAUAACAGAAACCUGUUAUUAAAUUAUAAUAAUAUAAUUCUGUUGCUUAUAUAAAACUAUUGUAAGAAUGUUAACAUUCAAAGGAAGACAUUCAGAGUGAAAGCUGGAAAUCUUUGUGGAUUCUCUGGCCAUCAUCAGGAUAGCCUGUAGUGUUCCAACAGAUGGGAAAACCCUGCUCUGUGAACACAGGCUGGAGGCUCCUGCACUAAUCUGGUCCUGACAGAGUGCUUGCUCAGAGGUAAUGCUCAUUCUUUUUAUCGAUUAUAAAUCAACUUCUUGGUAGAACCUUUAAAGUAGAUUUUGUGCUUUAAAUAUCCUCUGGGGAUUUUUUAACCACAAUUUAGAACAAAAAGCCCAUAAUAAACAUUCUGAAUGCAUUAUUGUUGUCUGUAACAGCUCCAUCUGGAGCUAUUCUGGUCUAUCAUCUGUAUACUGUACUGUACUUUUACAGAUGUCUUUUUUAAACAAGUGGUGUUUACUCAUGACCUCUCCAAGGCUUUUCCAGUCCAUUUCUAUGUAGUGGCUUAAUUAGAGAUUAUUUUUUUUAUUGUUAUUAUUUUGGUCUGGGAGUCCUUGAGCCAACAUGAGACCAAAAUGGGUUCUCUGGAGCUAUUCAGUUUAGUAGUAGAAUUACUUUAAUAGGAAACAUAAUGCAAAAGUGAUUAAUUGUGCAAUAGGUAAAUAUAAAAGCAUGCUGUUCUUCUGUUUUAAACCAAAACCAAACUUCGUAAGGAGACCUAGAUGCAAUCAGAACUUAGAUCAAUGAGACUGUUAUGAACACUUCACUUGUUGAAGUAUUUCCAUAUAACCAGAAAUACACACACACAAAAAUUAAAAAUGAGGGAACUAAUAAACAAAAAAAGGUGUCUUAAAAAGCACUUGUUUUCAGGAGGCCUGUUCACAAUGGAUAUUUAUGUAGAGAGACUUCUUACCCACACAUAACACUUGUAAAGAUACGCAUUUAUACAAACCCCAUCGAUAGUCCCUUAACCUGUAGAAUGGCAAGUGGCACAAAUGUAUGGUUUCCUUCAUUUCCCCCUAAUGCUCGUUAUGGCUUCUGUCCUGUGCUAAUGAACAUGUGAAGAGAGGGAUGUUUUAAAACGUUAAUCAAAGUGUCUCAUCCUCUUGUCCACAUUUUAGUGGUGGAUUGACAAGGAGAGUCUGGAAGAGGGCUCUGAGAUUUUUUAAUGAAGUACUGUAAAUGGGAAAGGAGAAAUUCCACUUACGUCAGCCAAGUAAAAACAGUGUUUUCUUUCUGUUGGCAGUGACAUGGAUUAUCAGCUUUUUGGUUGUUUAUCAUAUCAGAGCAAGACAUGAAAGAAAUUUCAGAGUCAAGGGCUUGCUAAGCUCUGUGAACUGUGAAUCUGUCCCAGCAUGCCAUACCUGCAGUCAAAUUGGUAGUCAAAACUAUCUUGUAUUACCCUAACUUGGCAUGCUGUGUUGAUCUUCAGCCUUUUACCUAUAACCCUUAAUGGGACAAAAUCUUUCAAAAAUUAAAUGUAGUCAUUUGGCCACUAAAAUGCAACAUGAAGUAAGAUAGAACAGCAUAGAGCAGUGGCUCACAGCACUGCUUGUGUAGAAUGGGAAGUGCAGAAUGACUCUGAAAUUAUGAAGUUGGUAGUAAUAUCUGAAUUGGAGCUUGGCUUACACGAUGGUACUUUUGAUUGCGUCAAUCACAGUAGUGGAAAUGUUCAGGUGAUAUAAUUGGUUACUUCUCCAAGGAAUCUCUCCCAGAACCAUAAGCAGCAGGUUGAGAACACUUUAAAGCUGGGUGUACAGGAAGGGACCAAGUAGGCCACCCAAUCACCACAUUGCUGGAGUUGUGUUAUGUAUAACCCAGGUUUAGUAUUUUCUGGUGAACCCGUCAAUAUUUGUCACUAAGGAACAGUUUAAAGGAAAGAAUAGGAAUAUGUGCUCUUUGCUUUUGAAUAGGAUGUCCUACAGCUUUGGAAAACACUCUAUCUACUGUACUAAGGAACAGUAACUCCUGUCCAUCGAUCGGUGACUCUUCUGUGCUUUCAACUGACAGUUCCAUUAAAUUUUUCAGUAGUUCUCUUCAUACACUUGUUGCUAUAAAGGAAAUAGGAAUUUGCAUUUUCAGCUGUCUUUCCUUAGCCCUUUCCAGGCUAAGAUUCUUGUCUGAGGCCCUCCAGAUUGAAAAGCAUUAUUCUAGACAAAGGGAGACGGUGUAUGUUUCUGGAGAACAGAAAAGAUUUGAGGAGGGAUCAGUGAUUUCUGUGACCUUUGCAAUCUGUGAGCAUAUGCACAUUUUCUCUUUGAGAUACCUUUGUAUCUUAAAACUUUCGGUCUAUAGCUCGUAACUAACCAAAGAAGCUUAGCUAGCACAGAACAUCGGGAAGUAGGGGGUAGCGUGCUUUGAGUUUGCCCUAAAAGCAAUCUGUAGGAAUCUAACAUUCCAUAAACAAACCUCCUUUUCUGAACUGUUUUUUCUGACUUUUAGUCAACAGAUUCCUUAGUUUAGUUGUAUAUUUAGGGGGCUAAGCUUAAUUUAGCAGAAUUUUAUUUAAAUAUUUAUAAAAUUAUAGCCAGGUAUUUAUUUGCAAUAACUUGAAUGAUGUGAUUUUCUUUGAGAUUUACAUAAUGGGAGUACUAGUAUUUAUUGAGUAAUCGGAUAUUUGGUAGUUUUAUUUGAGAAUCUCUGGGAUACAUAAGAAAUGGUCAAAUAAACUUAGAACUGUCUUCAAAGUAAAAUAAACCAGCAGUUCAGUGGUGAAAAAUCUUGAGUGUAAUAUAAAGUAAGAUAAACUUUUCUUUAAACAUUGUAUUUCUGUGCUAUCCACAAGUGCCCAGGAAUCUUUUUUCUUAAAGAAUUCAGAUAAUUUUAUAGUUCUAUUCAACUUCUUUGUUUUAGAGAAACUACAAGAAACUUCCCUUUUUGUUUGCUUAAUAAGGGAUAGAUUAAUGUUCUAGAUCCGGCUUCUACAAGAUAACACCUUGGGGGUUUUACUGUAACUUUUUAAAACUAUUGUUUUAUUUUUCCUCAAAAAUAUAUUGCUUACAUUUCAGUUACUCAUACAGUCUUCUCUGAUUUUUGGCAGUAUGUACCUGUUUUGUGUUCCUAACUUAUUUUUGUGGCUGUAAUUCGAAAGACUGUAAUGGAUUACGUUGAAUUGUUUUAAAACUGAUAAAUGAAACCUUGCAUUUCUUCUGGAUUUUGUUGUCAGUAACUUUCAUAUUUUAAUAUAUUUCCUUAUCAGCCACGCAUGUUCUGUUGUAUUUAAGCUACUGUUACUUUCCAGAUUUGAAGCUGUUGCUCAUUUUCCUCCUCUGACAGUUUUUCUUGCUGGAUAUUGUCAAUGAGGGAGAUUAUUCAUUGUUUUCUUCUCAGAAAUCCAUGUUUUGUAAGAAUGAGGUAUUAAAAAACACGACAGGUUUUUGGAUGUAUUAGAAAGGUAAUGUUUAUCUAUACCAUGGUAUUACACCAUAUAUGUGGUAGUGUAUCAUUACCUGUGGUGCUCAGUUCUUGUAAGAAAGUCCAUAGAAGUGUUUCCUUGCCUUUGUGUUCAUCGUUCUGUUGAUAAUGCUGAUUAUUUUCCACAGGAAGUUAUUAAAGAGUUCUGCUCCUUCCAGGUAAGCUCUUUCUAUGUUUUUAGAUAUCUAGAAUUAAGGUAUUUUUACUGAAAAAAUGCAGGGAGAAAUGCACCAAAAUAAGUGGAGGUAAUUAGAUGGUAUCUUCUGCUCUGGUUACUGUUAAGACAGAUUCUCUUCAGUUGAAUUUAGAACUCUUUCUAGAAGCAACAGAACUCUGUCCUGAGGUGUCAUUCAGUGCUCAUUCUUGAAUGUCUGCUGCAUGUUUACAUCCAAGAGUAGACGUGACAUGUUUAAUUCUCACCUUCAACCUUCCAUCACUGUUCUGACUGUAAAUUAGCCACAUCCAUUCCAUUAGCAAUGGACAGCUCAGUUGGAAUUGCUUCUAUGCCAAGCAUAUGUCUACAUUUGCUGUCAUGAGUUAACACUUUUUUAGAUUUUUAAAAGCUUGUUUUUAUUGUCAAUAUAUUUCAAAUUUAAUUUUAAAUGUAUGAGCCCAAAUAUAAAUAAUAUAUUCAAACAUUGUAGCAAUUUUUAAGGUAGUCCUAGGAUUUUAUAUAUGUUGAUAUUCGUGUGUGGUUACACUGAAUACAGUUCUAAUACAUGGUGUUUCCAGGCAGCUUGGAAAUAGGUUAUUUUUUUGGUAUAACACUGCUGAACCAUGGAAUGCAUCUUACAUGACCCAAUACAGUCUUCUUUUAAACCAUGUUGAGGUAAAAUACCGUAUUUUUUUUUUCCUCCUGUAUGUGUAGAUAAUGUCACCAUAGUAAUUGGUUAAAAGUAAGCACUAGCUUUGUUAAGAAUAUGAUAUGAAACUGCUUCAGAGCUUUGUAAAUGCAGAGGCUUGCCUUAUGCAUAUUUUGGCAGAAAUAAAACAAUGUUUGAAUUAACA
This is a messenger RNA of Strigops habroptila (Kakapo), 6515 nucleotides long. RefSeq names its product solute carrier family 35 member A3 (gene SLC35A3). Bases 433 to 1485 code for a protein of 350 amino acids. The transcript is spliced from 8 exons. Gene Ontology annotation, biological process: pyrimidine nucleotide-sugar transmembrane transport. Lineage: Eukaryota; Metazoa; Chordata; Aves; Psittaciformes; Psittacidae. Gene Ontology annotation, cellular component: Golgi membrane. Gene Ontology annotation, molecular function: UDP-galactose transmembrane transporter activity. The record is from RefSeq and is a predicted model, not a curated record.